AUGACUCCACAGGAUAUUCGAGCCAAUCGUGCUAUAUUCUCAACGGCAGAACCUACGCGACCACAACUCCUCUCUGCUUCCACCACUACGCCAACUGCAAAUGUGGAAGCGUUCCAAGCUGCGCGUGAGGUGGAUAGAUCUGAUCCGCCCAAGGGACAAACGACGGUGGUGCCCACCUCUGACAAGGACUCCUCAGCACCAGAAACACAGAUUCCAGAUAGGAGGGUGAUAACUUUCCAGGAGCCUCAGCAGCUGAGUCAAGCUCAAACUGUGAAAAAAGAAUCGCCUGCGCAAGCAACUCCCGCUCAACAACCAUCUGUCUACCAGAAAGUGAUGGGCUUGUUCGGCAACAACAACACCAGUGAUACUGAUGAUGAUAUCUCCCUGCAAACGGAGCCACCCAAGAAUAUCAUAAAACCUCAAGUGUCCGUGCCGGUGCAGCCUGUGGUGCAGCAGAGCAGCGCUGGUAUGCUGUCACACUACCUGGCUGCAGCAACCUCUACCACUAAAAAUGAUACACCCUCGGACAGCGACGAUGACUUCUUUAAAUAA
Ostertagia ostertagi is the source of this 552-nucleotide messenger RNA. NCBI's taxonomy places the organism in Eukaryota, Metazoa, Nematoda, Chromadorea, Rhabditida, Trichostrongylidae. The record is from the annotation of a GenBank genome assembly.